Theobroma umbraticum is the source of this 707-nucleotide messenger RNA. RefSeq names its product methionine-S-oxide reductase. NCBI's taxonomy places the organism in Eukaryota, Viridiplantae, Streptophyta, Magnoliopsida, Malvales, Malvaceae. The record is from RefSeq and is a predicted model, not a curated record.
ACAAGGAACUUUCCAAAGCAGCAACGCGUGUUUGGAAAACCUGUUUCGCCAAUGCCAGGGCCAAACCCCGGCUCGGCUUCCUCAUAAAUCCCAAUUCGCGUUCCCAACAAUCGAAAAACCGUCUUAACAACGAAAGAAAUGGCUUCCAUCUACUGCUGUACGGAGUGCGGAACCAACCUAAACUUAAGCACGACCCAUCUCUUCCCGCCAGACUUCUACUUCGAGGCGGGAAACAAGGGCACCCUCUCCUUCGCCUUGAUCGACACCACCAAGUUCAAGUUAGAGAAAGAGGACAAGAUCAGGCCGUUCUUUGAGACCGUUGAUUACUGGGGGAUCCAACGGAAGAGAACCAAGAUCAAGUGCAACAGCUGCGGGAAACUUGUGGGUUAUGUUUACGAUGACGGUCCUCCUCUCACGAAUGGUCCCGGUCAGUAUCAUUUCGGGCCCAGUCAGGUCAUCCCCAGAGCUCCUAGGUACCGGUUCAAGACCAAGGCGCUUAGGAUCACGUCCGAGACUUGAGUGAUUCUUGUGAUUAUGGUUUAUGGGUUCUGUAGAUAUUUUGAUUUGGGUUGUUUUGUUUUAAGUGUUCGGACGGUCUUGUUAUCUGAAUUUCGCAUGUAAUGUUGGAGAUUUUUAUACCCUUUAUUUUAUUGAAUUAAUUUCUUUGUUAAAAAAUUAGGUCUAAUUGAUGAUAUUUUGUUCUGCGA